AUGGUGUCGCAGCUACUUUUCGAACCCUGGCAAGUUGUGAUGUUGAAACACUUUCUUUUGCUAGCGUCGGUGUAUGCUGCCACCACGUCGGCUGUUCCAUUUCCUCAACCUGAUCCUCAAAACCAGGGUGAAUCGUGCCCGACCUGCGAGGUUGUGACCGAAACCAAGACAGUUACUCCUAAGCCGAAUACAGUCACAAUCACACAUACCAUCACCGAUCAUCCUCACCAAGUGACAAAAACAACGGAAAAGCACCUCACGUCGACAAUUGUGAAGCCGCAAACUCGCACUACGACCCUCUACACAACUAAGACGUUAUCCCGUACUGUUCCUUUGACUAUUACGGAUCACUCUACUCUGACCACCACUGAUGUUUUUACCGUGUUUUUAACGGAGCCGGACUAUGAAACUGUCACAGUGCCGGUGACAGGCAUUGUCACUGAUAGAGUUACUGAAGAUAUCACCGAUUAUGCUGCUGCCACAAUCACCGAGUCCUUCACUGAUACUACCACUGAAACAUUUUUCAACACCAUCACUGACUGGUCGACGGUCUAUGUGACGGCAUUCAUCACCGAUCCUGCAACUGCCUAUGUCACUCAACUUCACACCGAAAUUGAAACUGCCUCGGUGACCAAUUAUCAUACCCAGACUGUGACUCUGUCUUUUACUGAAACGGCUGCUGCGACGGCUACUAACACCAUAUCCUCUACUACAACACAAGAGGUGGAUGUUACAUCGACCAAUACACAAACUGAGACUGUUGUUCAAACCGGCUUUGAAACCUCCACCAGUACCAUCCCGGCAACUGUGACCGACUACGCAACUUCAACAUUUGUUACAGUCCAGACGGAUGUCCUGACGCAAACUGCCACCGCCCUGGUUACCGUCGCCCCUGCUGACAAGCGAGAUAUGAUCCAUGAUCGGGCAGGUUUGGUAACUCCAUCUGCACUGAGAGGCAUUCAUGCAACCCAACUAUCUUCUGCAUGCUCCAUCUUAAUCUACGAGGAAUGGGUCUCCACAGACUACAUUACUAAGACACUUGCCAGACCUACAGUCACUAAAACUCUGACCACACAUACUGUGGCACCUGCGCAUACCGUUUAUGUCACAAAGCUCAUCACCGACUUUGUGACUAAAACAGUACCUCACGUACUUACAACAGUUGAAACGAAUACAAUCACAACUGAGGUCGUGAAAACAGUUACUAUUGGUGCUACGUCAACCAUCACCACUUCUUCGACCACUACGGCCACUGAAAUUUCCACAGUAACAGUGACAGUAGAAAGCUCUACCAUAGAAACCGACAUUGUUACCGCCACAGUGAUUAAUGACGUGACAACUUCUACUACCCUAGAUGUGACGGCUCAAGUGACUGCUUCUGUGACCGAGGACGUCACUACCGACGUGACCACAACCGAGAUAACUGAUCUCACAACAACUCAAACUAAUACUGAGACUGUUGAUAUAUCGACCAGCCAGACAAAUACCCAGACUUUCGAUGCUACGGCUACCGAGACAACGUCAGUGACAGCCACGGAGACUUCUACGGCCACUGUCGAUGUAACAGAGGUAGCCACACUUACCUCAACAUCUUCUUUUACCGUCACAACCACUGUACCAGUCACAGUCCAAACCACAAUUGCCAACACUGUCGAUUUAACCAGCACCACCUUUACCACAUCCACUAUCGAUUUGACAGUCACCGAGACAGUCUCAUCGACCACAACGACCACAGUCACUUCGACGACGACUAGCUCCCCAACCUGCGGAGUAAACAUUUUGUCAAACUCCGAUUUCGCCGAUGAAACACUCUCUCCAUGGGUCUUCAGUUAUACUGGAAGCGGAGAAAUGACCUGGGUAUCCGGCGACGACACAACCUAUGCAAUUAACCUCGCGUCAUCGGGCUCUGGCAGCAGUACAGCUGUAAUUCAACAGACCAUAUCUACCGUCUCCGGAGAGACAUACACUUUCACAAUGGACUACAAUCCUAUGAAUGGAAACACCGCUAGCUUCUUGAGGUGCUCAGUCAACAACAGUUAUACAACAACCUACUCGAUCAGUCUUGGCACAAGUAGAAACGCUUGGCGCAGCUACGAAGGCACCUUCUUGGCUUCAUCCUCGAGUACGAUAUUGACUUGCGAAAUAACGACCUCGGUUAUUGCGAGUGUGUAUCUAGACAAUAUCUCUGCUGUUCUGACAUGUUGA
Messenger RNA from Penicillium malachiteum, 2205 nucleotides. RefSeq lists its product as uncharacterized. NCBI's taxonomy places the organism in Eukaryota, Fungi, Ascomycota, Eurotiomycetes, Eurotiales, Aspergillaceae. Bases 1 to 2205 code for a protein of 734 amino acids. The record is from RefSeq and is a predicted model, not a curated record. The transcript is spliced from 3 exons.